Stylonychia lemnae is the source of this 4059-nucleotide messenger RNA. The record is from the annotation of a GenBank genome assembly. Lineage: Eukaryota; Ciliophora; Spirotrichea; Sporadotrichida; Oxytrichidae.
AUGGGUCAUAUGCUGAAAGAUAACCCUGAACUUAUGAAGUAGAUGACAGGAUACUGGAAAAUGCUUGACAAUAUGUCAGACUCUAACCCAGAUGAAUACAAAAAAUUUAUAGAUACAUAAAUGAAAGAUAUGUCUACAGAGAUCAAGAAGGAGAAAGAAGAGGAAGUAAAGCAUUAGACUAUUGUUGGAGAGCCCGCCUUUUGUAUGAAAGCUUUAGUAGCCAAAGUUUUGGAUUAAAAAGAUACAGCUCAAACAAAGAAAUAGGAUUAGGGCAUUAAAUUAUUUGAUACUUAUGGUGAAAGUUAGAUCAAGGAAUCAUUUUUAGAUAAUGACGAGCGUCAAGAUCCUCUAGAAGAGCCAAAGCUAUUCUUAAACAUAACAUAUUGUGAAUAAGUACUUCCUCCUCUAAACAAGCAAAAUGACUUAGCUGAUAAAAAUAAUGAUAGAGAUUGGCAUGUGAUUCCAAUUGCUUUUACUGAAUCUUAACUUAGAAAGUCACUAGAUAAUUUACAAUGCAUCCAUUAUGAUGCCUAUGUUAAUACUUGUGUUGUUGACAAAAUGAAAGAAGGAGAUAGGACUUUCAAGUCAAUAAUGAACUAUGUCGUCAUGAAGUUUCAAUAGCUUCUUAAAGAUUAGUUUAUUAUACACAAGAAAAGUGUUAAAUUCUUGAAAUCUAAAAAAUAUAAGGACUACAAGGGUACUAAUUCUUAAAAAGUCUAUCCUUUUGUAUUGCCAAAAGAGUACGAUCUCAAGCAAUUUAAAAGAGUCAAAGAGAAGUUGAUUAAGCAAACUGAAGCUAAUAAACUCAGUUAAGGACCUCAAAACGUUUAGAUUCCCACUGCAUAGGCUUAAAAAAGCACAUAGGAAGAAGUAGCUAGUAAUAUCAGAAUACCUGGAAUCCAGCUGAAUGAAUAAUAGGUGAAAAAGAAGUCUGUAGUUAUAGAAGUGCUAGGAAAGACUAUUCCAAAUGUUGAAAUAAUAGAGUCAGACUAAGAUAUUGUUAUGUGCUUUAACGUCGAAGAGGAACUCUCAGCUAAAGAUAUUGAUUUGGAUAUAUCAGAGAAGGAAAUUAGACUAAAUAGUAAAAAUUAUGAGUAUCAUAAGGAGAUGGUUGAGCAGGGUAGAAUGAUUAAGACCACUUAAUUAAAUCCUUAAACCCCGAAAAAGGUUUCAUCAAGACGAGAACCAAUUUAACUUUACAUAGAAAUAGACAAAGAUAAAAAAAAGUCUAAUAAUGCUCAGUAGCAACAAUUCGCAUCUGUAUCAAAAUAAUCUUAAAGUUUGUAGGAGGCCUGGUAGAAGCAAUAACUUAAACAAAGCAAAAAGAAAAAAAAGAAGGCAAAAAAUAAAAACUCCCAGCUUCAAGAUGCUCUCUCUGAAAAUUUUAAAUAAACUAUUCGCGAUUAAAUUAAUACAGCAAGAGGAAUGACCCCAACAGAAAACAUUUUAACAAAGGCAAUGGACAAAAAUGCUAAACUAAGACAAAUAAUAUCAUAUAACAAUGAGGAAUCUAACUCAUAUUAAAUUGAUGAUAAGUCAACUUACUCUGGCAAACUGAUUUCCAGAGCUAAAACCAAGGAGAAAAAAAAUCCUUUAGCAAGAUCUAAAAAUUCAAAAUCCUUAAGAAUGAUUGUUCCAAAUACAGGUAUUGAUCAGUAUUUUUUCUUGCAUAAAAUGAAGUUCAUACGCACUCAUAAAUAAUACGAGUAUAUGAAUGAAAACUAUUUGAACAUUAAAAAUAUAGUUGAAGAUUAUAGGACAAAAGAGUAAACCAGAAUGUUUGCUAUGUCAAAAUGCAUCUAUGAUUGCAUGGAUUCAAAUUCUCCAUAUUACAACAAUUGUGCCGAGUACCAAAAUAAUGGAUUCCAGCUCCCUGUGACUGGUCAUACCUUUGAUAAUUCCUCUUUCUACAAUAGCUAUUAGGAAGUAUUCAGACCGAAUCUUCAUAAUCAUAUCAAUACGAAUUUCUAUGAGAAACUAAACCCAUUCUAUAAAUUAUAGAAUGGCAGUGAUGAAACACUUAUCUUUGAAAGCAGAUUUGAAAGUGGAAAUCUUAGAUAGGCAGUUUAGAUAGAUCGAUUUGAAUAUGAGCUCUAUCUGAAGACUGAUUAGAAUACUAAUAAUUACACGCAAUGGUUUUACUUUAAGUUGAGUAAUACUAGACGUCAUCGUCAAUAUACCUUUCAUAUAGUAAAUUUCGUUAAACCAGAAUCUUCUUUUAACGAUGGAAUGAAACCAAUAAUGUAUUCCAAAAAACAAGCAGAAUAAAGACAAAUAGGUUGGAUUAGAGUUGGAGAAGAUAUUGCUUAUUAUCAAAGCUCACAAUCAAAGUAAUAGUAAUUUUGUAAGCUAUUAGGAGUGGCCAAUCAAACUGAUGCUCCUCAAAUCUACACUUUAUCCUUCAAAAUUGAAUUCAAAUAUGAUAGCGAUGAGGUAUAUCUCGCAUACUGCUUUCCUUAUACAUUUACUGAUAAUUUAAGAUUAUUGAACAAACUCUCUUCUUCAAAAUAUAAGGAUAGAGUAAAGAGGAUGAAUCUUUGUAAGACUUUAACAGAAAAUGAGUGUGAUAUGUUAAUCAUUACAAAUUUCAAUUCAUCUUAAGAAGCAAUAGCUGAACGUCCAGCAGUUAUUUUGACUUCAAGAGUCCAUCCUGGAGAAUCAAAUGCAUCUUAUAUUAUGGAAGGAGUACUAAAAUACCUAGUUUAAAGCAAUGAAAGUGAAGCAUAACUUUUAAGAAAUAAAUUUGUCUUCAAAAUAGUUCCGAUGCUCAAUCCAGAUGGUGUAAUUGUUGGAAAUUACAGAUGCAGUACCAAAUCUGGAGGAGAUCUAAAUAGGUAAUGGAUCAAUCCUGAUCAUAAAGUUUAUCCAGAGAUCUUUUCCGUGAAAUAAAUGAUAGAAAAGACUUUAGACUCUAGAGAUAUCUUCUUGUAUUGUGAUUUCCAUGGGCAUUCAAGAUCAAGGAAUACAUUUAUUUAUGGUUGCAGUGGAGGAAACUUUAAAGCAAAGGAUUAAUAGCCAAUAUCUAAUUUUAAACAUAGAGAAAGAAUCUUCCCAUUCCUACUAAGCAAGAAUUGCGAGUACUUUUCCUUUGAGGGAUGCAAUUUUUCUAUUUAAAAAGCCAAAGAAUCGACUGCCAGAGUUGUACUAUACAGAGAGUUUCAACUCUAUAAUUCUUAUACUUUAGAAUGCUCUUUUUUCGGUCCUAAUAAAGGUCAGUAUAAAGAUUGCCAUUUCAACAUAAGCAUGUUACUAGAGAUCGGAUAGUAAUUUUGCAAGACACUUCUAGAUAUGGUUGAAAAGGAUCAAAAUAAAGUCAAUAUAGCCAUAAAAGAAAUUAAAAAAUUGAAUAAAAAAUAAACUAUACCAAUAGCAAACACUAAUGCUUAAACUACUAUUUCUCCAGCUGACGACAAAUACAAGAUUAUCAAGGAAUAGAAAAUAGAAAACAAUAAUCUAGGCAAAACUGAUCUUUUUAAGAAGGAGCACUUAUUUUCAUCACAUUAGCAGCUAUCAAGUCCAUCUUAGUAGAAUGCUUAGGCAACAUAGUUUGUAAAGAUCAAAUUUUAAUCAGUGUUAAAUCCGCUUAUCCUUUAAUAAGACAGUUCAAAGCCCUUAAAGAAAAGUGGCCAAAAGACUAAAAGUACUCAUAAGAGCUCUAUCAAUGAAGUAAUUAACCUUUAUAACUCCUCAGGAUUAAAUUCAAAUCUUCCCUCAGAUAAUAAUAUACCUGGGCAGACAACUCUUUAGAAUUAAAAUUCAAAGUCAAAGCCAAAUUUCAUGGCAUAAUCUCCUACUUUAAUGGGAAUUCAAGGCUAUGGAAUGCUUUAAAUAAAUCAAGAGAAGUAUUUAAAUCAGAGAUCAAAGUCAACUGCUAAUCGAAAAGCUAAGAAAAGAGAGUCGGAACUAAUUGGUGUUACAAGUAACUCUAACAACAACUAAAAUAAUCAGAGUGCUAAUGGUACUAAUCUUUUCAGAAUAAAACUUAGUGAAUUCACCAGUAAGACCAGUCAUCAAAAACGAAGAAAUAUUAAAGCAUCCCAGUUGAUAGAAAUCAAGUGA